CGAUAGAAAGUAUCAGAUCCUCCAUGUGAUUUUCUCUUGUUUUGGUUUUGUGUUUAAAUGAUUUUUAGUUUUCUAAGUUGAUUGUUUCGGAUAAUUGUCGAUAAAUUAUGGCUUUAAUUUGUAAAAAUUUAGAACAAAUCAGUUCUAGAACAGUUGGUUAUAAAUUAUGGUCAACUAAUUGUUGUCAUCAAGUGAGAGGUAAAAGAAAGCUUACCUUAAGAUCACCCCAGUUACCGAUGUUUGGAAAGAAUUUGCUUCGUUGUGAAGAAUUGAUUGUGAGAAGAGAAUCAAAUUUUUGUUCAUCGAAUUCACAAUCAGCAACAUUACCCAAUUCGAGUGCAUCUAAGGAAAAAGAAGAGAUUUCGUUUGACACUUUACUUCGUCAUUCGGGUCUCAUCGCAUUAGGAGACCCUGAGGGUAAAAUAAUCGCUGGAACAAUUUAUCACACAAUCGAAGACGAUUUGUACAUUGAUUUCGGUGGAAAAUUUCAUUGUGUCUGUAAGCGACCACAAAAUGGAAUCGAAUAUGUAAGAGGAGCCAAAGUGAAAUUGAGGUUAAAUGAUUUGGAAUUGUCAGCUCGUUUUCUUGGUUCAAGUAAAGAUUUAACUCUACUGGAAGCUGAUUGUACUUUACUUGGAAUAAUUUCAUCUCCGGUUGAACCUCCGAAGAAAACAAUUAAAUCCUAAAUCAAUCGAACCUAUUUAUCUAAUAUAUGUAAGCUUCAAUUGAAAAUUGUACUAUUAAUAAUUAGCACCACUUUACUAUUUUGAUUUAUAGCUUAAUUAGUCAAGCUAUUAAAACUUUGUCUCCAAUAACCAAACA
Molecule: messenger RNA, 822 nt
Organism: Panonychus citri (citrus red mite)
Lineage: Eukaryota; Metazoa; Arthropoda; Arachnida; Trombidiformes; Tetranychidae
Gene: mRpS28
Product: 28S ribosomal protein S28, mitochondrial-like
Exons: 3
Coding region: 108-686 (192 amino acids)
Cellular component (GO): mitochondrial small ribosomal subunit
Source: RefSeq, a predicted model, not a curated record